This is a messenger RNA of Periconia digitata, 2085 nucleotides long. NCBI's taxonomy places the organism in Eukaryota, Fungi, Ascomycota, Dothideomycetes, Pleosporales, Periconiaceae. The record is from the annotation of a GenBank genome assembly.
CAUGCGUGUGCAUGCAGUACGCCCUCGACCGAGAUGAAUCCGUCGCAUCAGUUACCACUCCAUCAUCUUCAGCCUACCGCGCUACAUCUCCAUACUAUCCCCCAGGAGCUGCAAAGCCUCGAUGGCAUCCCGACCGAGGCCAACGAUGCCUUUUUCCAGCAGCGCUAUAACCACCACCACCACCUGAACGCCCCCAGUCCCCACACGCUACACUUUCCGAGCCAUGGAAUACCGCAGGGGCAGUCGCAUUUUCCCCCAUUCCAAGGAGCAGAGGAAUAUAGGAGGACUUUUGACUUGAACGCGCCGCCCCCUCAGCAGCAACAGCAGCAGCAGCAUGAACAGCACCAACAACCACUACCUCCUCCUCCUCAACCGAUACAUCCAAUUAGAGCACAGGCACCGCCGAACCAGCAAAUCCGCCGACCGAUCCGCGAGGUGCCUCCGCCGCCUUCAAGGCCUCCGGCUCGAACACAGGUACAGGCGCCGCCUCAUCAGCAGAUUCAAGAGGUAGCUCCACCGCCACAGUUCAUCCAGGGUCAACUUCCAGUCCAGGACCGAGUGCAAAACGUGCAAAACCAAACACAGUCGCAACCACAAGGCCAGACGCGAGAAGGGGAUGAAGCGCCAGUAUCAAACCAUGGCCAGCUUGAAGGCCUGAAGUUGAUCGCUGCUCCACCAGGUCUUGAAGAAUGGAGAGAGAAACUAUUCCACGUCGAUGAUACCAUCACUCUGACCGAAGAGGAGUUCCAAACCUACUUCCCGCACGUCGACAAUGUUUACUCGCAUCGCUCGACUCAGCGCCACAAGCGCAAACGUUUUGUGUCACAUUACUGGGACUGCAGACUAAAGGGGCGUCCACCCGGCACGAAGAAGUCGACAGAUCCGGACAAGAAGAAAAGGAAACGCGUAGCUCGCGAACGCGAUCUUUGUGAUGUGAAAAUCAAAAUCACCGAAUACUUCGACGGAGAUGAACUCACUGAGCAAACAGGGCAGGCACCGCCUGGGGUGCCGACUAUGUCAUCUAUGAGCGAUGCGGCAAGUAGUACUAACCAGUUUUUCGGGCAAACAAAUGGUGCUGGAGCUGGGUGGAGCGCACCGCCAGGAAUGACAAUGGCUCAGGCGGUUGCAAAUUCGAAGCAGAAAUUUUACACCAUACAGAGAGUCAACGGCAAUGGUGGAAACGGAAAGAGUGAUGGCGUCGCCGGUCCACACAAGCACACGCUUGAGGACAGUGAUCGAGUGAAGAAAAACAGCGUGCAGAGAUGGUUCAUGAAGAACGAGAGAGAGAAAAAGAAAGCACAGGGUGGCGAUCCGGCCAAGAAGACCUACCACAAAAAGGCCACUGGUGCAGCACUCACAACAGUGAAAGCCCAUUCCAAGGAAGAUGAGCUCAAGCUAUAUGGCAGCUGUUUCUGUCCUUUCGUUCAACGUGUAUGGAUCUCGCUCGAGCAAAAGCAGAUUCCUUAUCAGUACAUUGAAGUCGAUCCUUACAAGAAACCCCAAUCACUGCUCGAUGUGAAUCCGCGUGGUCUUGUCCCCGCCAUCCGUCAUGGCCCUUCGUGGUCCACGUACGAAUCCACUGUUAUCAUGGAGUACCUCGAAGAUCUGCACACUGGCCCUGCACUACUACCGUCGCAUCCUCAAGCACGUGCAACGUGCCGCCUUUGGACCGAUCACAUCAACAGACAGAUCGUCCCGUGUUUCUAUCGCCUGUUGCAAGCACAAGAUCAGAAUGACCAGGUGAGUCACGCCGAGGAACUCAGGACAGAGAUCGGAAAGCUCGUGGAUGCAGCCGACAGAGAAGGGCCGUUCUUUCUGGGGAGAGAAUUCGGAUUUGUUGAUGUCCAGAUGGCGCCGUGGGUUCUCCGGUUAAAGAAGGUGCUGGGGCCGUAUCGCGGCUGGCCCGAACCGGAGGAAGGAAGUCGUUGGAAGAAAUGGGUUGAUGCCAUUGAAGGAGAAGGCGCGGUUCGACGGACGACUAGUGACGACGGAUUGUACCUAGACAGCUAUGAGAGGUACGCGGAGAACAGACCAGGUACAAGUCAAGUUGCCAACGCUGUAAAUGCUGGGCGCGGAUUGCCAUGA